AUGUCGGGAGAAAUCGAGAUCCCGGAGCCUUCUCGCAUCCCUGUUCUGGGGCAUGUGACUGAGAUCGACACGGAAUAUUCUUUGGGGUCCUUUGUGCACCUCGCGAACAAAUUUGGCCCUAUCUACAAGCUUGAUCUGCUCGGUCAGAAGCUGGUGUUUCUCAACACUCACGAACUAAUCAAUGAAUGCUGUGAUGACAAACGCUUCAAGAAAAGCAUCGAGGGAGAUCUUAAUGAGCUACGCGAGGCAGUACAUGACGGUCUGUUCACGUCCAAAGGCGUGGAAGAAGAGAACUGGGGCGUUGCCCAUCGCGUUUUAAUGUCGGCUUUCGGCCCCCUCGCCAUCAGGGAUAUGUUUGACCCUAUGCAUGACGUCGCUGGACAGCUCGCGAUGAAGUGGGCCCGUCAUGGACCGUCUACCCCCAUUCAUAUUGGAGAAGACAUGACGAGGCUCGCGAUGGACACGGUCGCAUUGUGCACAAUGGGUUACAGAUUCAACUCGUACUACCGCGAGGAUACCCACCCGUUCAUCACGGCCAUGUACGCCGUUAUGAAGGAGGCCGGCGACAAGUCCUUCCGUGUGUUGCCUCAGGUGUUUUACAAGAAGCAGGACAAAAAGAUGAAGGCCAACAUCAAAUUGCUACGGUCGACGGCGAAAGAGGUCCUGGACGCCAGAAGGCUGGAUCCGAACGGCGCGACGGGGCGGAAGGAUGUGCUGACAGCAAUGCUUAACACCGUUGAUCCCGUCACAGGGCGCAAAAUGACGGACGACAGCAUUGUCGACAACCUGAUCACCUUCCUGGUGGCGGGCCACGAGACAACCGCCGCAACAUUAACAUUCACCAUGUAUUGGCUGCUGAAGAGGCCAGAGGUAUACAGAAAGGUCCAAGAGGAAGUCGACAACACAGUAGCCAAUGGGCCACUCCGCGUAGAGCAUGUUGCCAAGUUAAAGUAUCUGACAGCGGUAAUCAGAGAGGUACUGCGCCACAGUGCCCCCAUUUAUGCGUUCGGAAGGGAGGUUUUAAAAGGCGAGGAGGUUAUCGGCGGCAAAUACCGCAUCAAGCCUGGGGACCAGAUCCUCUGCUUCCUGGCAAAGUCACACCUUGACCCCAAGGUUUACGGGGACGACGCCGAAGAGUUCAAGCCCGAAAGGAUGCUCGACGAGAACUUUGACCGCCUGAUGAAGGAGUUCCCCAACUGCUGGAGUCCUUUUGGCACGGGCAUGCGCGGCUGUAUCGGCCGUGCCUUUGCAUGGCAGGAGAUGGUGCUCGCCCUCGCCCUGCUGCUACAGAACUUCAACUUUGUCAUGCACAACCCCAACUACGACCUCAAGAUCUCGCAGACGCUCACAAUCAAGCCCAAGGAUUUGUACGUCCGGGCCAUUCUGAGAGAGGGCUUGACGCCUUCGUCUCUCGAGGCACGGAUGGCCGGGUCUUACUCCGCAGGCCAUGGGGCCCAACCCAAGACGACGGCCCAUGAGGCUACUGAUGGAUCGUCAGAGGCCAACGGUAUCAAGGAGAAGGCAAAGCUGGCCGUUUUCUACGGUUCAAACUCGGGAACCUGCGAGUUCAUGGCCCAGAGGCUCGCCAGCGACGCCGCAUCCCAUGGCUUCAGUGCGACAGUGGACACCCUUGACACCGCUCGAGAGUCCCUGCCAGCAGAUAGACCGGUCGUCAUCAUCACCUCCUCUUACGAGGGCGAACCACCCCACAACGCCGCCCUCUUCGUCGACUGGUUGACAAAUCUGAAGGGCAAGGAGCUCAAGAACGUGAAGUAUGCCGUAUAUGGCUGCGGACACGCCGACUGGGUGAAGACGCACCAGCGCAUCCCCAAACUAGUAGACGCCUCCAUCGAAGAGCGCGGUGGUCACCGAAUCGUUCCCUUUGCUUCAACCGACGCCAAAGAUAGAGACAUGUUCUCCGACUUUGAGGCUUGGGAGGACGACACUCUGUGGCCCGCUCUCGUCAAGCAGUUCGAUGGCCAGCCUGAGGGCGAAGAUAGCAGCAUCCCCGAGGCAGGCCUGUCGGUCUCCUUCUCCACACCGAGAACCUCGACCUUGCGCCAGGACGUCAGGGACGCGCUCGUACUCGAUUCUCGCCCGCUUGCAAAUGGCGACCUGGGGCCGGUCAAGAGGCACCUGGAAGUGCAGCUGCCGUCCAACGUACGGUACACGGCGGGCGACUACAUGGCCGUGCUCCCGCAUAACCCCAAGGACACCGUCGCACGGGUGAUGCGACACUUCCACCUGACGUGGGACUCUCAUGUUACGAUCAAGGCCGCGGGCCCCACGACUCUGCCUACAGACGCCAGCAUUCCCGUCUCUGAUGUCUUGAGCUCGUACGUCGAGCUUUGUCAAACAGCUUCCAGGAGGAAUAUAUCGACACUGUCACAAUUUGCCAAGGACGAGGAGCUCCGUCGCAAGCUCCAGUACCUGGCGACUGACGGUUACGACGUAGGGGUGAAGAACAAGAGACUCUCCGUCCUGGACAUCGCCGAGCAUUUCCCAUCUCUGGCAAUCCCGUUCAACCAUUUCCUCCUCAUGCUCCCGCCCAUGCGUGUCCGCCAGUACUCGAUAUCCUCGUCGCCUCUCGUCGAGCCAGGUGUCGCCACCAUUACUUACGGAGUCCUCGACGAGCCCGCCUUGUCAGGGCAGGGCCGCCAUAUCGGUGUCACCUCGUCUUACCUCUCAAGUCUGGCAGCCGGCGACCGAAUCCAGGUCUCGAUACGUGUCGCGCAGGGCGGAUUCAAGCUGCCCAUCGACGUGGACAAGACGCCGCUGCUGUGUGUCGCCGCCGGCACGGGCUUGGCGCCCUUCCGUGCGUUCAUCCAGGAGAGGGCCACUCUCCUCAGCAACGGCCGACAGCUCGCGCCGGCGAUCCUCUUCUUCGGCUGCCGCCAUCCCCUCGCCGACGACCUGUACCGCGAUGAGUUUGACAAGUGGGAGGCUGCCGGCGCCGUCAAGAUGUACAGGGCAUACAGCCGCAAACCGGAUGCAUCGAGCGGCUGCAAGUACGUUCAGGACCGUAUUUGGCGGGAGCGCGAAAUGCUGUACGACCUCUGGGACCAGGGGGCCAGGGUCUACGUCUGUGGCUCCAACAAGGUUGCCGAGGGCGUCAAGGAUGUCCUGCUUAGGGCCGCCAGGGAGAAGAGCGAGAUCGACGACGGGAAGCCGAUGACGGAAGAAGAGUUGGAGGAGUGGUUCAAUGGCAUCCGAAACGAGCGGUAUGCCACUGAUGUAUUUGACUAA
Molecule: messenger RNA, 3246 nt
Organism: Colletotrichum graminicola M1.001
Lineage: Eukaryota; Fungi; Ascomycota; Sordariomycetes; Glomerellales; Glomerellaceae
Product: cytochrome P450
Exons: 8
Coding region: 1-3246 (1081 amino acids)
Cellular component (GO): cytosol
Molecular function (GO): flavin adenine dinucleotide binding; NADPH-hemoprotein reductase activity; FMN binding
Source: RefSeq, a predicted model, not a curated record